Molecule: messenger RNA, 6246 nt
Organism: Cyprinodon variegatus (sheepshead minnow)
Lineage: Eukaryota; Metazoa; Chordata; Actinopteri; Cyprinodontiformes; Cyprinodontidae
Gene: slc45a4
Product: solute carrier family 45 member 4
Exons: 16
Coding region: 1189-3849 (886 amino acids)
Biological process (GO): transmembrane transport
Cellular component (GO): membrane
Molecular function (GO): sucrose:proton symporter activity
Source: RefSeq, a predicted model, not a curated record
CGUCUAGUCCUCCGACAGAUAUUCCUUUAAAGGCGCAUUUAAAGCUGUGGCUUUAGUCGUAGCAGCAGUGGACAGCCUGUGCAGAAACAAGCUUCUGCUGCAGAGUCGGAGAAGCGACGGUCCGACAUCCCGGAGGACAACAAAACGGAGCCAGGUGCCUGUCAGCGACCCGGCGAGGCUCCACUGCAGGGCUUUACUGAUACAGCCUGGACCAAAGGACCAACAUCUCGGGGACAUUAAUGAAGCUUUCAAUGCCUUUUGAUUAAUCAGCCAAUCGAUGGGGAUUUUUACAGGAGCUCCGCCCACCGUCGCCACCCGCCCUCCUUCCCCCUGCCACUGCAACCUGUUGCUCACCCGCUCCCACAUCAUCACCCAGCGCUCCAUCCAGCCUCCCAAACACAAAAUGACUCUGGAACUCACUGAAUGGUCUUCUAUAUGGAUUUUUACUGCUUGUAAUAGACAGUAAACAAAAAAAAAAGUAGGAAACCUCAAUGACAAAAAAGCCAUAAGCCCCCUAUGCACCCACACACACACUCACACACACACACACAUUCACACCCACUCACAAACACUUUCAGACAUAAGCAACACAUGCAAUCAAUGUCAUACCAACAAACCAAAUAAAAAAUUCAAGCAGUAUCUUGCACACCUUCCGUGCAAACUAAGAAGGACAUGCACAGAGCCGCUGUUGGAAUGUACCACUCACUCUUCCUGUGAAAUACAACUGCUCACCUAUUUUUGGGGGAUUGUGCACAAGCCUCGGAAAGCUGAUUUGCAUUUUUCAACUCUGGGUGGAAAACAAGGAGGAUUAGAUAUGAAGUUGCAGUGAUUAUUUUUUUUUUUUUCUUUUGGAGGACAACUUGCAUGGGGAACAAGUUAUUGCAGAUUUAGUUUAGACUUUUCCCUCUCUAGAUCUUGACAUUUUUAUUCUUGUUAGAUUAUAGUUUAUUCUGGAUUAUUUUAAUAUUCGUAGGCAUUUUUCUUCUGGCUAUUUUAAUAAGUGAACAGGUAACUAUAUUCAGGCCAGUUACUUCCACUGGUUGCAUUUUGUAACAGGAAAAGAUUUAAUUGAACUGCUUUAAGAAAGUUAGUGCUAGACUUUAAAUCAGCUACAGUUUAUCCUCAGACUUGCAGAGUAUUCAUAGUUUUUUUUUUAGUGUGUUAGAGGAGAGUUUUCUUGUUGCUUGCAUGACCUCCGCCAUGCCGCCACAGAACACAGAGGCUGACGCUAUGCAGGUCGGAUCUCUCGGUGGUGGGAUGGGCGCCAAAAAAUCCACCGCAUCAGGGCAGGAGGAUGAGAAAGGGGGAGCAGGCGGCGAGACGGAUGGAUUGGGGGGUGAAGGAGGAGGCCAAGGAGGGGAGGAGUCGGCCAGCGAGGGAUCCAUUGAAGGCAUUCCCUUAAAGAGAUGGGUGAUGCACGGCGCAGUGAUGUUUGGGAGAGAGUUUUGCUACGCCAUGGAGACGGCACUGGUGACACCUGUGCUGCUGCAGAUAGGUCUUCCAGAGCAGUAUUACAGUCUUACAUGGCUGCUCAGUCCAGUUCUGGGCCUCAUGUUCACGCCUCUGAUCGGCUCUGCCAGUGACCGCUGCACUCUGCGCUGGGGCAGGAGGAGGCCAUUCAUCCUGGCUCUCUGCAUAGGAACACUGAUUGGAGUGGCGCUGUUCCUAAACGGGUCAUUGAUAGGUCUGUCUCUUGGGGACGAGGAGGGCAGUCAGCCCAUAGGCAUCGUUCUCACUGUGCUGGGUGUUGUAGUCCUGGACUUUUGUGCAGAUGCCACAGAGGGACCAAUCAGGGCAUACUUACUGGAUGUGGCAGAUACCGAGGAGCAAGACAUGGCAUUGAACAUCCACGCUGCUUCUGCUGGCCUUGGGGGGGCGGUCGGCUACGCUCUCGGAGGGUUAGACUGGACACACACCUUCCUGGGGGAUAUCUUAAAGUCCCAGGAACAGAUCCUAUUUGUGUUUGCUGCCAUCCUGUUCUCCAUCUCUGUGGUUCUUCAUCUCUUGAGCAUCGAGGAGCAGCAAUAUUCACCACAAAGCGACAGGCUGGAUCAGGAGAGUCCCAAUUCCAACCACCUUCGACCAUCAGCCAAUGGCAAGGCUGGAUUUCUUGCACCGAAGCUAGAGAUGAUUGGUGAGGAUGAUACUAUAGAAACCUACGACUUCUAUGAUCAUUAUGGUGACAAUCGUUCAGAGCAAGGAGACAUGGACUUCCUGGAAGUGGAGCUUGUCAGAAGUAAAAGCGACAGUGUUCUCGCCAUGGCAGACGCCACCCUCGACCAUCUGGACCAUGACGCCUUGUUCCUGUGCCACCUGGAGCCGUCCAUCUUUGCCGAGCGCCUCUCUCCUCACCACAGCACUCCGCCGAGAAUCCCGUCCUUCUUCAGUCCCGACCACAGCAGCUCCCGUCCGCGGCUCGCCAGCAUCCGCCGCAGCAGCAGCACCGGCAGCGAAGACCUGCUCCGCCCCCACCACGCCAAUCAUCACACGCACGCUCACACGCCCAGGAUCUCCCGCCUCUCGGCUUUCCUGCAGGAGAUGGAGAAUGACGAUGGGCAGGAGGCGCUGCUGAAUAACCAGCUCAAUGAGCAGCGGACUCUGAACGGGCGGCUUUUGGCCAGCGUGACAAAUGCAGACAUCGGUAGCUCUGACAGGCUGAGCUCUAAAGGACAGGCGCACCGCGCCGGAAUGAUUAAAGCUGCCAGUACCGGAGCUCCCAUGCGACAGCCACGCCGCCAUCACACCUUCUACCGCCAGCCGUCCUGCACUUUCUCUUACUACGGGCGAGUGGGGAGCCACCGUUACCGCUACCGCAGAGCCAACGCCGCUUUCCUCAUCAAGUCGUCACGCAGCAUGAACGACCUGUAUGAAGUGGAGGCCCGGCACAGGAGGAGAAACAGACAGAGGAACAGACACCGCAGCGGGAACACAAACUCCUCCAGCGGAGAUACAGAGAGCGAGGAGGGCGAGGUUGAGACCACCGUCCGGCUGCUGUGGCUCUCCAUGCUGAAGAUGCCUCCUGAGCUGCUGCGGCUCUGCGCCUGUCACCUUCUCACCUGGUUCUCCAUCAUUGCCCAGGCUGUGUUCUUCACUGACUUCAUGGGUCAAGUCAUCUAUGAAGGAGAUCCUACUGCUCCUACUAACUCAACAUUAUUGGAAAAUUACCACCAAGGGGUUCAAAUGGGAUGCUGGGGGCUGGUUAUAUACGCCAUGACCGCUGCUAUCUGCUCAGCUAUUCUUCAGAAGUACCUGGACAAUUUUGACCUGAGCAUCAAAGUAAUUUACAUCCUGGGAACUCUUGGAUUCUCAAUAGGAACUGCUGUAAUGGCGAUCUUCCCUAAUGUGUACGUUGCCAUGGUGAUGAUCAGCAGCAUGGGCAUCAUCUGCAUGAGUAUCUCCUACUGUCCAUAUGCGCUGCUUGGACAGUAUCAUGAAAUGAAAGAGUACAUCAAGCACAGUCCUGGUAACUCCCGCCGAGGCUUUGGGAUUGACUGCGCCAUCUUGUCCUGUCAGGUCUACAUCAGUCAGAUCUUGGUGGCCUCCGCUCUCGGUGCUGUGGUGGAAGCUGUUGGCAGUGUGAGAGUCAUUCCCAUGGUGGCCUCUGGGGGCUCUCUUCUCGGGUUCUUCACUGCCUGCUUCCUUGUCAUUUACCCAACACCAAACAAUGGGGAGGCAGAUUCUACCAAAGCUUCAGAGAAACAGGCCCUGACAACGCUGGAAAACCCGAGCAGCAACGACUGCCCCGUUAGCGUGGUGAUAGAGAAACCUAGCUUCCUGAAGCUCAACAAAGCGGGAAAAGCAGCCACCACCACCACUUCCUGUCAGACGGAGAACGAGUCUGCCCUCUGAUUGGCCUGCAAACAACAACUACAUUGAUUUUGUCGAAAGCGAAUCAUCAGAAGAGACUUUAAUGUGCCUCCAUCUUGGACCAUUUUAGGGGUUUUGCUUUAAAAGGGUUUUUCUGACACUAUUAGUUCAAUCUGCUGUGAAGACCUAUGCUACUUCAGAUCAGCUGCUCCCAGUGCUUCAGAUCCAUCUGCAGAUGCAUCCGAGUCAUCCAGGAAGGAGCAUCAUGCUGGUCUGUUUAUGAUGUGGCUGUUUGGGUCUCUAAGGCCUCAGAGCAGCAGGCUGCAAAGAAAACAUAAGGACACUUUAACACGAACUCUAACACCUCUUCACCUGGGGUCAAACGGACACUUUAACCCAGAACACUGCUGAUGAACAUAAGUCCAUGAAGCUGCAAUCAUAAAAAAAAAAAAAAAAAUGCUGAAAAUUGUUCUUCCUCAGCCUGGAGUCAACUUGAUCAAACUUUUGCUUCGAAAUGCUGAAGCUGAUGCUGUGUUUGUCUCCAGCGGAGGCGUUGCGUUCACCAAAACAUCGCACUCAGCUUUGCGGGACUUUCACUGCGCUCUGCAACAGUAGCUUUAAGACUCUAAAGACUUUUGGAGGAGGUGUUUCUGAUCCUCUGAGCUCAAAGCCUGGUUCCUGGGGAUUAUUUAUCAGUCUCUGCCCCAAGUUGAUUGCAGAUGUUUAGCUUUUGCUCUCUUCCUCAUUACAGAAAUGCUGUUUUUGUCUUUCUCUGUUUAUUGCAUGAGAGCUAUCUUGUUCAGUCAUAUUACCUGUUCAGAAAAAAACAAACAUGUUUAUUGGGUAAAAUUCUACAAAAAAAAAAGAAGAUGCAAGGUAUGCUGUUUACAGGGCAUUACAUAUUAUUCUACUGAAAACUGGGAAUAAUUAAAUUUAUCACAGCAAGGCUACAAAUAGGUUAACAAGUAGACAAGCAAACCAAUUUUUUUAUUUUCCUUUAUGCUGUAAGCAUGUCAGCAAACUUUGCGGAGACAUCUACAGUUUAUUAACUAGUUCAGAAAGAACAAAAGUGUUUAUUUAAAAUCACUUUCCAUAGGUUUAGGAGGCAAACAGCAGAAUGGAGACCAGAGAAAUGCAAACUAACACUGUGUUCUGGUCAAGUUUUGCAUUUAUUUAUCAUGAAUGGGCCAAAUUGGAUGAGUGGAAACAGUCUUUGCUUUCUAAUUGAGGCAUUUUGCGUUGAUGUCUGUUGGAGAAAAGAGCAUCGUUUUAGGCCACUGAGAGUUGGAAGGAGAGAUUGAGUUACAUUGGAAGCGGAAAUUUCUGUAGGUUUAGAGUAAAACAAUUAAGACAUAUUGGUUGAUUAAAAAAGUAAAAUAAGAAAUGACCACUUCAACCUGUUCAACAUUAGAUUAGAUACCUUCUGUAUUUACAGGUACUUUAAAUUUAAUAGACAAUACCUUGCAAAAGUAUUCACCCUUCUUUAACCUUUUAUUUUCGCAGCCUGUCCCGUUAUAUCCUCCGACUCCCAUUUAUUUAACUCUGGCUGUAUCUUUGGAGUCAUCCUGCUGGAACUGUGUGUGAUUUUCAGGUUGGAAAAGAAAGUUUAUUUAACUCCAUCAAGCUUCACUUUAUCAUGGAUGCAAUUGUUUGCACUGGAAAAGCUGAGAAGGUAUGAAACCUUUUGCAAGGAUCUGUAAAUUUAGCAAGUCUGGGCAGAGAUGUGUUUUUCGCUUCUUGAGACAAAGAAAAAGAGAUGUAGGACAAUGAGAGAUGACCGGAUGUGCUUUAUGGAUUGAAUCGUUUAACAUGAGAGCAAUAUAUAUUUCGAUUUAACGCAUGGACACACAACUACAGCAGGGUUCUGGAGCUUUGCAUGCUGCAGCAGCAAUUUGCACGUGUAGAACACCAAAGUAAGACUCUGUACAAAUCGCACAAGCUAUUUUUUCCUUUGUAGUCCCAACAGGUCAUGAGCCUAUUUAAAUGCAUGGUUUGAUGUUAGUGUCUCCUUUUUUUUUAAACAAAAAGUUGCUUGCUCAAACAAAGCAUGCAACUUUUUUUUCUCCUUCAGAUUUACACAAGCAGCAGGUGGCAUUUGUCAUAUUUUUUUUUAAUAGCUGGGAUGUUCAUAGAUGUGGGUUGACCUUUAACAUGAAGCUCCUUUUUUCUGAUGAGACGCAAAAACUUGAAGUGCAAGUUCAGUGUUUCUGCUCCAAUGUAGCAAGAAAGUUUAAGAAGGGGUUUUUCUGCCUUUUAGAUGAAUGUUCAGACAGCACGGUCCUUCCAUUGGCCUGCUGGGAGAUUGAGUUCUUAACCUUUGAUUCCAUCUUGUGACUUAAAAAUGAAUGUUGGCUGAUAUCAGCUGAAAUUCUUGUUUUGGAUGUUUAACUAGCCAGGUUGCUCAGAACUUGCACAUGAGAAGUGAAAUAAAUAAAUAAA